This is a messenger RNA of Galeopterus variegatus (Sunda flying lemur), 891 nucleotides long. Its product is annotated as nucleolar pre-ribosomal-associated protein 1-like. The record is from RefSeq and is a predicted model, not a curated record. Gene Ontology annotation, biological process: maturation of 5.8S rRNA from tricistronic rRNA transcript (SSU-rRNA, 5.8S rRNA, LSU-rRNA); maturation of LSU-rRNA from tricistronic rRNA transcript (SSU-rRNA, 5.8S rRNA, LSU-rRNA). The transcript has 7 exons. The coding region runs from base 1 to 891 and encodes 296 amino acids. Gene Ontology annotation, cellular component: nucleolus. NCBI's taxonomy places the organism in Eukaryota, Metazoa, Chordata, Mammalia, Dermoptera, Cynocephalidae.
AUGGGGGUCUCCAAGAGGAAGGCCCCGAGCGGCCAGGGCGACUCGGCGUCCCCCACGAGCGCAGCCAAACGGUCCCGCACUGAGGAGCUCACGGGCGUGCGGUUCAAGGCUCAGCUGAGGGACCCGCAGGGCUCGGGGCCAGCCUUGGAAGCAUUUGUCUCUGCUGCCAAGAAGCUACCACGAGAAGAUGUGUAUGAUGUUGUGGAAGGGUAUAUAAAGAUUUCUGUUGAGUGUGCAGAAAUUUUCCAGCUCCUGAGUGGAGAGAAGCGGCCUGAAAGUGAAAUGCUAUUAAUAUUUCAAGUUUUCGAGGCCAUAUUGUUGAGGACAGCCGGUGAUCUUUCACAUUUCCAUGUUGUGGGAACCAACAUUGUGAAAAAGCUACUGAACAACCACAUGAAGCUCAUUUGUGAGUCCCUGUAUGCCUCGGGUUACAGGGUGGCUCGAGCCUGCCUGAACCUGAUGGCCGCCAUGGUGACCCAGGGUCCUGAAGCUGCCAGGGAUGUCUGCAGCCAUUUUGAUUUGAAUAAAAAGACCUUGUACACCCUGGUGACCAAAAGGGAUUCAAAGGGAGUGCAUGACGUUCGGCUGGCCUACAUUCAGUUUGUCCUUUCCUUUUUAAUUGCUGGCGAUGACAGCACUAUAGUGCAGGUGUUGGAGGUGAAAGAAUUUAUCCCUUGCAUCUUUAGCUCAGGCAUAAAGGAAGAUAGGAUUUCUACCAUCAAUAUUUUGUUAUCUACCCUGAAAACAAAGGUAGUUCACAAUAAAAAUAUCACAAAAACCCAGAAGGUGCGUUUCUUUACCGGGCAGUUAUUGAACCACAUAGCAUCUCUCUACAGCUGGAAUGGGAUUGCCGAUGUGAACCUGGAAAACCCAGGAAACUUCCAGGUGUAG